ACCAAUCCUUUCAAGCUGGUGAGGCAAGAAGAAGGUGAUCAUGGAUGCCAUAGCAAGAAGGUGGAGGCUUCUCAGCGGCCAGACCGAGUGGGAGGGUCUACUUUACCCUCUUGACAUUGAUCUCCGCCGCUAUAUCAUUCACUAUGGAGAAAGGGCUUCUGCCAUUGCCGACGCCUUCAUCGACGAGCCAAAAUCGAAGAACUCCGGACUUCCUCGAUAUGCAAAGAGAAACUUGUUCUCCAAGGUGGGUUUGGAGAGUUAUAGUCCAUACAAGUACGUUGUGAAGACAUACUUAUAUGCAGCGACAAAAUUAGUGCCCGGGAAAUCGAUCUGGUUGGGUUAUGUUGCAGUGACAACAGAUGAAGGGAAGCGUGUGUUGGGGAGGAGGGAUAUUCUGAUUUCAUGGAGAGGAACCAAGUUGGAGAAGGAGUUUGAUAUUGACAGAGAGACCACUUUGGUCCCAGCUUCUGACAUUCUGGGCAAGGACAAUGUCAAUGAGCCUAAGGUGCACUCCGGUUGGCUUAACUAUUAUACUAGUUGCAGAAACCAGGCUCUUGCUGCAGUCAAAGAACUGUUGAAGAAAUACAAAGGCGAGGAGAUCAGCAUAACUGUGACGGGCCAUAGUAUGGGUGCUGCAAUUGGAAUCCUAAACGCAACGGACAUUGCUUAUAAUGGAUACAAUAAGCUUAGCGACAAGCCAGGCAAGGCAUCUCUCGUCACGGCCAUUGUGUUUGCCUGCCCCGGCCUCGGAGACUCAGGCUUCAACAAAGUAUUCUCCAGUCUAAAAAAUCUUCACGUCCUUCGUGUCGCGAAUACUAAUGAUCUUGCCCCUAUUUUAUCAGCUGAAGGAAAAUAUGUCCAUGUCGGAAAGGAGUUGCGAUUCAACAGUCUUAUGUCGCCCUACCUCAAGGCUCUUUCGGAUUAUGAUGACUGGAUCGGCAUAGUAGAGAUGUUUCACGAUUUGGAGGUUUACUUGCAUGGAGUUGCCGGGACGCAAGGUGAAAAUGGUUUCAAAUUGGAAGUGGAUCGUGACAUUGCCCUGGUAAACAAAUUGUUGGAUGCCGUAAAAGAUGAGUACCGUAUUGUUGUUAAGUGGUGGAUAGAGAAGAACAAGUCCAUGGUUCAACAGGAUGAUGGCUCCUGGGUUUUAAUGGAUCACGAAAAAGAUGACGAUGCAUGAAAACCAUGUAGUUGAUCAACGUAAUUAUAUAUGCAUGACAAUGUCGCAUAAAUAAAGUUUGCCCCUGUCGUGGCCUUUUGUGUACUCUUUCUUUUACUAUCAAUGAAGUUCUAUAUA
This is a messenger RNA of Prunus persica (peach), 1297 nucleotides long. Its product is annotated as phospholipase A1-IIgamma. Gene Ontology annotation, biological process: lipid metabolic process. The record is from RefSeq and is a predicted model, not a curated record. Bases 41 to 1180 code for a protein of 379 amino acids. Gene Ontology annotation, molecular function: glycerophospholipid phospholipase A1 activity. The transcript is spliced from 2 exons. Lineage: Eukaryota; Viridiplantae; Streptophyta; Magnoliopsida; Rosales; Rosaceae.